AUGUACGUUUCUAAUGUGAUGUACAUUUCUAAUGUGAUGUACGUUUCUAAUGUGAUGUACGUUUCUAAUGUGAUGUACAUUAAUGCACAUCACUCCUACCACCUGUCCUUGGCCCCUUGCCUUGAGCUACAGCGUCCCCUUCUCCCAUCACUCCUGGGCCAAGGAACCAUUCUCUGCAAGGUUGGCAGUCGGGAAACUGCUCAAGAGUUUGCAGGGAUGUGGCAUUUCCCAGGAAGCCUUUAAGCAAGGAAACAUGAGCCAAGCUGUAGGUGGGCUGGGGAGACCAACAUUUCAGAAUAUAGGGGACCCCACAGAGACCAGUCCAUGCCUGCUCUCAGACUUCGAUGGCCACAAGCAGGUCUGUGAGACUGAGCGUCCCCACAGUUAACCUUCAGGUUCUCAGGAACACAAGAGACUUCCUCUAAGGAGAACAACCUCAGGUGCCUAUGCCCUGUGCCCUCCUGCCUGCUGCCCCUGAGCACAGUCAUCAUGCCUCGUGGUCGGAAGAGUAAGCUCCGUGCCCGUGAGAAACGCCGCCAGGCUCAAAGGGAGGGCCAAGAUCUCGGGGGUGCUCAGGCCACUGUAGCAGAGGAAGAAGACUCCCCAGCCUCCCUCUCUCCUGUUUCUGAGAGUGCUUCCCAGAGCCUUCUGCCUACAGGCAUUCCCCAGGAGACUCAGAGAGCCCGAUCCACCAGCCCUCCUGCUUUAGCUAUUUCAAGGCCAAGUUCAGAUGAAGGUGCCAAGAGCCAAGAGGAGGAAAGUCCAAGCUCCUCCCAUGGGCUGCCCUCCUCUGAGAGCACAGGAAGAGACCCUCUGACCAGGAAGGUGGGCACGUUGGUGCAGUUCCUUCUGUUGAAGUAUAAAAUGAAAGAGCCCAUUAAGAAGGCAGACAUGCUGAAGAUUGUCAGAAAGAAGUACAGGGAGCACUUCCCUGAGAUCCUCCGGAGAGCCACUGAGCACAUGGAGCUAGUCUUUGGCCUUGAUCUUAAGGAAGUGAGCUCUAGUGAUCAGUCCUAUGCCCUUGUCAGCAAACUGGCUCUUCCCAAUGAAGGAAGAUUGAGCGAUGGCGAGGGCUUUCCCAAGAAUGGGCUCCUGAUGCCUCUCCUGGCUGUGAUCUUCAUGAAUGGUAACCGUGUCACUGAAGAGGAGAUGUGGGAAUUCCUGAAUGUGUUGGGAGUAUAUGAAGGUAGGAGGCACUUCAUCUUUGGGGAGCCCCGGAAGUUCAUCACUGAAGAUCUGGUGCGGGAAAAGUACCUGGAGUACCAGCAGGUGCCCAACAGUGAUCCUCCACGCUACGAAUUCUUGUGGGGUCCAAGGGCCUGUGCUGAAACCAGCAAGAUGGAAGUCCUGGAGUUUUUGGCCAAAGUCAAUGAUACUGUUCCCAGUAGCUUCCAGUCCCACUAUGAGGAGGCUUUGAGAGAUGAGGAAGAGCGAGCCCAAGUUAGAGCUGCAGCCAGGGCUGGCACUACUGUCCCAGCCAGUGCCCACUCCAGGGCCAUGACCAGCAGUUCCUCCCGGCCCUAG
This is a messenger RNA of Galeopterus variegatus (Sunda flying lemur), 1524 nucleotides long. Its product is annotated as melanoma-associated antigen B17-like. Gene Ontology annotation, cellular component: nucleus. Lineage: Eukaryota; Metazoa; Chordata; Mammalia; Dermoptera; Cynocephalidae. The record is from RefSeq and is a predicted model, not a curated record. The transcript is spliced from 3 exons. Gene Ontology annotation, biological process: negative regulation of transcription by RNA polymerase II.